Adineta ricciae is the source of this 762-nucleotide messenger RNA. Lineage: Eukaryota; Metazoa; Rotifera; Eurotatoria; Adinetida; Adinetidae. The record is from the annotation of a GenBank genome assembly.
AUGGAUUAUAUCAGGCUCCUUCUUCUAUUCAUCUCAAUAGCACUGACCAUUUCAAAAGACCGAACCAUCCGUCGUUUAGAAUAUGACUUUGAAGGCAAUAUAAGUUCAUUUGAAGGUGGUGGUGGGAUCAAAUUUCAAAUCGAAUUUACCCCAUUCAACAGAAGUUCAUCAAUGAUUCAAAUCGAAACCGAACAAUGGAUUCAUGAAAGAAUGUUGAACAUCGAUCGCCCACCUAAUCUUCGUAUCUAUUUCAAACGACUGAAACAUUAUUUCCCAAGAAUAAAUGCUCAUUUACGUUUGCAUACAUAUCCAUCGACGAUUGUUUUGAAUGACAGUGCAAAAUUAUUCACAAUUAAUUCAAUAUACGCACGAACACUUUCACUUGAACUAUCAGGCAACAGUGUCGCACAUGUAGCUGUACAAGUUGCUUCUAAACUUUAUGCUCGAGUUUCUGAUUCAGCACAAUUAUCAAUUCGUGGUGUUGUAGCCGGCACUGGUUUUAUUUCAGUUAGUGGUAAAGGAGAAGUUAAUGCCCAACGAUGUUUAAUGAACGAAGUGUUUGUGAAUGCAUCGAGUGCAAGUAAAAUCAAUGUGGCUGGUGCACAGAGAACUGGUUUCACUGCUUCCGGAUUUGGAAGAAUUCAUUAUGAACAAGUUAAUCCGAAAAAAUCUUUUUUUUAUUAUCCUUUUUCGAGUACUGCAUCGAAACAAUUGCAUACAUCAAUUCAAUUAUGUUUUCUAGUUAUUACUUUUCUAGUUUAA